This is a messenger RNA of Rhincodon typus (whale shark), 2627 nucleotides long. RefSeq names its product phospholipase A2-activating protein (gene plaa). Bases 33 to 2435 code for a protein of 800 amino acids. Gene Ontology annotation, biological process: proteasome-mediated ubiquitin-dependent protein catabolic process; ubiquitin recycling. NCBI's taxonomy places the organism in Eukaryota, Metazoa, Chordata, Chondrichthyes, Orectolobiformes, Rhincodontidae. The transcript has 14 exons. Gene Ontology annotation, molecular function: ubiquitin binding. Gene Ontology annotation, cellular component: cytoplasm; nucleus. The record is from RefSeq and is a predicted model, not a curated record.
GCCCUGUUACCGGCGGACACUGCCAGGCCGACAUGGCGUCGUCCGCCUACAGGCUCAGCUGCUCCCUCGCCGGGCACCAGAUGGACGUCAGGGGGUUGGCCACCACCCUGUUCCCCGUCGGAGCCUUCGUGUCCGUGUCCAGGGACCGCACGGCCCGGGUCUGGGUGCCCAACAGUUCAAACAGGGGUUUUACAGAGAUGCAUUGUAUGAAUGGACAUUCAAAUUUUGUGUCCUGUGUGUGCAUCAUAGCUCCGAAUGACACAUAUCCUCGUGGACUCAUUGUAACUGGAGGAAAUGACCAUAACAUUUGUGUUUUCACAUUGGAUAGCCCAGCACCAUUAUACAUUCUAAAAGGGCAUAAAAAUACAGUUUGUAGUCUAUCUGCUGGAAAAUUUGGCACGUUACUCAGUGGUUCUUGGGAUACAACCUCUAAAGUUUGGCUAAACGAGAAAUGUUUGAUGACUUUACAGGGUCAUACAGCAGCAGUAUGGGCUGUAAAAAUAUUACCUGAACAAGGCUUCAUGCUGACAGGAUCUGCUGACAAAACAAUUAAGAUGUGGAAAGCAGGCCGAUGUGAGCGGACUUUCAUGGGUCAUAACGACUGUGUUAGAGGACUGGCCAUUUUGAAUGAAUUAGAGUUCCUGUCUUGCAGCAAUGAUGCCACUGUUCGUCGAUGGCAAAUCACUGGAGAGUGUUUGCACACUUAUUAUGGGCAUACAAAUUAUAUUUAUUGUCUAUCAGUCUUCCCAAAUGGAGAAGAUUUUGUUACUACUGGAGAGGAUCGAUCCUUAAGGAUUUGGAAGCAUGGAGUUUGUAGUCAAACAAUCAGGCUUCCAGCUCAGUCCAUCUGGUCCUGCUGUGUACUGGAUAAUGGUGAUAUUGUUGUGGGUUCAAGUGAUGGCGUAAUAAGAGUGUUCACUGAGGCUGAAGAGCGGACAGCCACUGCUGAGGAGAUUCAAACUUUUGAGAAUGAGUUGUCCAGUGCAACUAUUGACCCUAAAACUGGAGAUUUGGGAGAUAUAAAUAUUAAUGAACUUCCAGGAAGGGAACACCUUGAUGAACCUGGUACAAGGGAAGGUCAGACACGGCUCAUCAGAGUUGGAGAUGCUGUUCAUGCUUAUCAAUGGAGUGUUGUUGAUGGGCGAUGGAUAAAGAUCGGUGAUGUGGUGGGCUCAUCGGGAGGAACCCAGAAAACCUCAGGCAAAGUUCUUUACGAAGGCAAAGAAUUUGAUUAUGUAUUUACUAUUGAUAUUAAUGAGGGUGGACCUUCAAUGAAACUGCCUUACAAUAUCACUGAUGACCCCUGGCUUGUGGCCCACAAUUUCUUACAAAAGAAUGACCUGAAUCCAAUGUUCCUAGAUCAGGUUGCAAAUUUUAUUAUUGAGAACACAAAAGGACAUACACUCGGAUCAACAGGCUCAGGAUUUUCAGACCCUUUUACAGGUUCAGGUCGUUAUAUACCAGGGACUGGAUUAAGCACUGGAGGCUCAAGUGGAGUGGAUCCAUUUACAGGAUCUGGCCGCUAUGUACCUGGCUCUGCACCAUCGAACCUGGCUCCUUCUGCGGGAGGUGAUCCUUUUACAGGAAGAAAUGCCUAUGUUUCUACUGAUGGACAUGCAGGUACUAUACCCAUCAGCAAUCCUUACUUUCCAAAAAAAGACCCUGUAACAUUUGAUCAGGCAAAUAUAACCCAGAUAAUAGGGAAGCUAAAGGAGCUGAAUGGGAGUACAUCUGCUGAACAGAAACUAUCUGAAAGUGACCUACAAAUGCUUGAGAAGUUUCUUUCCAUUGUUUCUACUCCUGCACUAGAAGCUCCAACAGCACAACAAUUGGAGAUUUUAUGGAAAGCUGCUCAGUGGCCUGAAGAUAUUGUGUUUCCUGUGCUGGAUAUUCUUCGUCUAGCUAUGAGACACCCAGCAGUAAAUGAACAUUUCUGCAGUGGAAACUAUAGUACACAAUUCAGCAACUACCUCUUAAACAAAAUUAACCUGCAGGGAAAACCAGCAAAUCAAAUGCUCAUCCUCCGAACAGUCUGCAAUUGUUUUUCUAGCCAAUCGUAUGGUUCAAAGCUCAUGAUGUCCUUGAGAGAGACAAUACUUUCCCAAGCAAUAGAAAUGAAAGCAACUAGCAACAAGAAUGUUCACAUAGCACUGUCCACUUUAAUAUUAAACUAUGCAGUAAAUCUGCAUACAGGAAGUGAUAUUGAAGGUAAAGCAAAUUGUUUAUCCACUAUUAGUGCAGCCAUGGAAGCCCUCCAAGACUAUGAAGCCAUUUUCAGACUUCUGGUGGCUCUUGGGACAAUUAUUAGUGACGAUCCUAAUGCCUUGCAGCUGGCUCAAUCAUUGGGAGUUGAUUCACAGAUCCGAAAGUAUUCUUCCGUGUCAGAUCCAGUUAAAGUUGGUGACUGCUGUAGAUUUGUUUUGAAGAUGCUGUGAUUACCGAUUGUAGAUUUUCUCGGGUUACAGCUAAGUGGUAUUAAUUUUAAUUACUUUUGUUCUGUAAACUCUAACAGAUGAAUCAAAUGGUAGGUGAAGAAAUGCUGGAAAGUUUGAUUUUUGUGGUGGAACUAUCACAGUAAAAGUCCUACAUAUAAAUAAAAUAUUAAGAAUAAAUGAUUUUCCAAAAUG